Molecule: messenger RNA, 1481 nt
Organism: Drosophila simulans
Lineage: Eukaryota; Metazoa; Arthropoda; Insecta; Diptera; Drosophilidae
Gene: Cdk9
Product: cyclin-dependent kinase 9
Exons: 4
Coding region: 137-1351 (404 amino acids)
Biological process (GO): protein phosphorylation
Cellular component (GO): nucleus
Molecular function (GO): cyclin-dependent protein serine/threonine kinase activity; ATP binding
Source: RefSeq, a predicted model, not a curated record
GCAGUGUGUGCACACCGGUAUUAUUUUAGUCAACAGCUGUAGAAACACCAAUUGUUGCCGAUUUCUUUCUUUUCGACGGUCGGCCUCUCGCGAAACUGUGAUUGUGAAAACUGUACAAAUAGAGGCAAAUUUAACCAUGGCGCACAUGUCCCACAUGCUCCAGCAGCCUUCGGGGUCGACGCCCUCCAACGUGGGCUCCAGCUCGUCGCGCACGAUGUCCCUGAUGGAGAAACAAAAGUACAUCGAGGACUACGACUUUCCCUACUGCGACGAGAGCAACAAAUACGAAAAGGUGGCGAAAAUUGGCCAAGGCACCUUCGGAGAGGUUUUUAAGGCUCGCGAGAAAAAGGGCAACAAGAAGUUUGUGGCCAUGAAGAAGGUGCUGAUGGACAACGAAAAGGAGGGCUUUCCCAUCACCGCUCUGCGAGAGAUCCGCAUCCUGCAGCUGCUGAAGCACGAGAACGUGGUGAAUCUGAUCGAGAUCUGCCGCACCAAGGCCACCGCCACGAAUGGUUACAGAUCCACCUUCUAUUUGGUCUUUGAUUUCUGCGAACACGAUUUGGCAGGUCUUCUGUCCAACAUGAACGUCAAGUUCAGUCUGGGCGAGAUUAAGAAGGUUAUGCAGCAGUUGUUGAAUGGUUUGUACUACAUCCACAGCAACAAGAUCCUGCACCGAGACAUGAAAGCUGCCAAUGUGCUGAUUACCAAGCAUGGCAUCCUAAAAUUGGCUGAUUUCGGCUUGGCCCGUGCUUUUAGCAUUCCAAAGAACGAGAGUAAGAAUCGCUAUACCAACCGCGUAGUAACCUUGUGGUACCGGCCGCCUGAGCUGCUACUUGGUGAUCGGAACUACGGUCCACCCGUGGACAUGUGGGGAGCCGGCUGCAUAAUGGCCGAAAUGUGGACUCGCUCGCCCAUAAUGCAAGGUAAUACGGAGCAGCAGCAGCUAACCUUUAUCUCGCAGCUAUGCGGCUCCUUUACGCCGGACGUGUGGCCGGGAGUGGAGGAGCUGGAGCUGUACAAAUCCAUCGAGCUGCCAAAGAACCAGAAGCGUCGAGUCAAGGAGCGCCUGCGUCCGUAUGUCAAGGAUCAAACCGGCUGUGAUCUAUUAGACAAAUUGCUGACCCUUGAUCCCAAGAAACGCAUCGAUGCGGACACAGCUCUGAACCACGACUUCUUCUGGACGGAUCCCAUGCCCAGCGAUUUGAGCAAGAUGCUGUCCCAGCACCUGCAGAGCAUGUUCGAGUACCUGGCGCAGCCACGCCGCAGCAACCAGAUGCGCAACUAUCACCAGCAACUGACCACCAUGAACCAGAAGCCCCAGGACAAUAGUAUGAUUGACCGGGUUUGGUAGACUGCCAGAGGUGUACGCACCCGAUAUUGUACUAAUAGUUUCUCACCAUCAACUAGUGUUAGGUUAUUAGGUUAGUGUACAAUAAAAAUAUUGGCAUUUGCAUUAGCGCUUGCUCCAAUUAUACCUACAA